CAGUAAUCCAGCACAUUGCUACGAUUCUGUCGGUGGCAGGUGUGACAGAUGCGUAAGUUUGGGUAUGCAUUUCAAGAAACACGCCUGCAAGGACUAUAUAUGUACGUAAAUGGUGCAGAUGAUGAUCCUGUGGAGAGAAUGGCCUCACUUCUUGACGCUACCACUCCGCUCCUCUGCCACGUGCUCUCCAGGGGAGUGGAUAAUCUACCCAAGGGCUGGCUGCACAGCGUGUCAUUUGGAUCUCCCACAACAGCUCCAAUGGACAACUGCAAAGACCACCCUUCUGAAGAAACUCCCUUUUCUACAUUGACUCCCCAGAAACUCCAAGGAAAUUACCUUCCCAAAGAUACAACCAGACAAGUUUCAGAUUGCAAGAGGUUCAACUAGACCGAACCCUCCUCCCGUUGCAGAGGAUCAGACGGGGCAAGUGCUGAAGGCAGGCCUUUACCAGUUCCACCGAGACUGCGACAAAGGGCACCCUUUAGCCAAAUUAAGACGGCCACAUUAGGGGGAGGAGAAGGAAGAGUGUGCAUGUUUAACUAAUUCAAUUUCUAAAUUAAUUUAGUUAAAUCAGUAUAACUUUUGUGUGUGAGCAAGGCUUAUUAUCAGAAAGCUAAUUCUAAAUUAAAAUGAGAAAUACAGCAGUGUCAUCCAUUACAAAGGAAACAUGGGCUGAAAGUACUGCUGAAUUGCAUGAUGGAUCUAAAAAUACCAGAAUGCAAGGAUUAACUACAAGUGAGUUAAUAAGGUGUUAUACUGCAUUCUGAAGGCUGCUUAAAAUUAGCUGUGAAUGUGCUUUUGCUUGUCCUAAAUACACUGCAGAAAGACACCUCUUUUUUUUUUUUUUUUUUUUUCAUCUCUUUCAGUCUUUCUUUGAGCUGUCAUACUCUGAAAAGUCUGGCUCUGUAGGCACUAGAGGGAGAGAGAUAGCUUUGCUGUUGCUCUUCUUUCCAACCAUGCUCUCAAGCCUGAAGGAACCGAUUUUAGUAAGUGACGUACAGAGGUGAAGCUCAGUCAUUUCCCCGUAUGAUUUAUUCAGUGUGCGCUACGGUGCCAUUGUACAGUGCUGUACUUUGUUGAAAAGGCAUUUUCACAAGAAAUGCCCAUUUUCAGGACCAGAUCAUUCUCUAAAAAACCAAACAAACAAAAGACAGCUUUCCUGGCUGAACCUCAACUUAAAAUAAAACGUUGCUAGGAUUUACUGAGAUUCUACUAUGUCUUCUGCAUUCUACAGCUGCGCAGAAAGGUAAUUUUUAGCAUCUUGCAGACUCACACAGCACUGCAACAAGCCACAGGUGUCAAUUACUUUUGCAGUCUGUGGGUCUGGGAACCUUCUUCUAAGCUAAAACGUAAGUUGCACGAACUGUGGUCUAUACGCAGAUCUCAGGAUGUGGUCUGUACCCCACAAAAAUCUCUAAACAACUGCUCAGCCAGGUGCUGCCUGACCCCACACAAAGCGCUGCAUAUCCCUCUGGCGCAACAGGCUGUAUUUAGCUAGGUGUAAGAAGUUUGUGCUUCCACGAGAACUAGGAUCCUUGCACAGAGGUGAUUUCACCCUCAACCUCCAUUGUCUGACCUUCCAAAACUGGCACUGGCCAGAAUUGCUGCCCAUGUGCAUGCCCCUAUGGCAUCUGAGAACAAUCUGCUCCUCUUGCCCAUAAGCAAAAUGUCCUAUAAACCACCAAAGGACCAGUAUUCCUGCAUUGCUACAGAUGUAACAUUCUGCCUUUUCACUGUACUUUUCUUUCGGUUUUAAUGGACAGUGAGUAGUCACUUGAGCUCACAAAGUCAACCAACUUUGCAGUCACACAGCUAAACAUGUCAUCAGCUCUUCAGUCCCCGAAGCCAAACCUUUUGUCAAAGCUGACAUCUCGGAGCUUUGUGACAUAGGUAGCGUUUAGAUAAGUUUCUCCUAACUGCUACAAAAAGCUCUAGUUUAUCCUUUCUGAAAAAAAAAAAAAUUAUCCCAUUCUAGAAGCUGCGCAAGAAGGAAGCUUCACUUGGAUAGCAUCUUACCCCAGAAACUUCCUUCACAUCCAAAGUCCGGGUGGAGAAUGGCAGCUCAGGCAUAAUUCUCUAUGUCCUUACUUCUGAGAGUGAGAGUCAGCAUUUAAACAUUAUCUGACCACAGCUGCAGAUCUAAAAAGUGUUUGCAAUUAAGCAUGUUCUGGUACCCACCCUUGUCUUUAGAAAAGCGUGAGAGUUUGCACUGUCUGAAUGUAUUAGCCAGCAGCAGUUAAAUACAAUCGAGCUGUCUACUUCUAAGUUUAGGACAGAAUACUUCACAGCUGCAGUCCUUCUCCCACUGGGUAUGACUAAUCAGAUCUACUUCCCUGAUAUUCUCUCCAUCUCUUUAGGUGUUUGUACAGAUAAACCCUUUCGGCCAAAAGUACUUUUAUGUUGAAGUAAGUGCUUACUUUCUAUUUUUCCAGCAUACAUGUAUUUUUUCAAAUUCUGUGAGUAACACUCAGGGACUGUUAGACAGGGAGAAAUCACAGGUUAUGGAUGGUAUUGUCAAGUUGUUCAAGUCAAUGAUUGAACAGUGCAAUUCAUCACUUCACUGCCAUGCGCUAGAUCAGGGGUUCUUUCUCCUUUGUUAGCUUUUCAAAGAUAUGGGGUCCAGAAAGGAUGUUACUGUUUUGCUCCUAUUUCAGAAUUACUCUUGAACAAAGCGGGUUUUUACCCACAGAAAAAAAAUGCAGCUUGUAUGGUUGAAAUAGUAAAGUGAGUUGUAUUUAACUUAAUUACAAUAAUAAUGAAAAUACACUCUCUUGAGGAUAGCAAGGCCUUUAGCUAGCUUUAGUUCCAGUCUGACAAAGACAAACCAAUUUAAAAUUUACAGUGGAUAUCAACAUUGCUAGUAAAGAAGCCCAAAAAGCAGCUCAGGCUGAUACGGCUAUGUUCAGCAUUUAAAAAAUAACCUAUUUUCCAUUAUUAUAAGAAAGGGGACUUUUGUAAAUUCAAAUAAAAUCAAAGAUUCUAUUUUAUGACUUGGAGAAUGUUUCUUUUCUUAAGUUGUUCACAACGUAUAAUUAGAACUGUAGUGUACUUUACUACAUGCUGCACAAGUGAUUAUCUGUCUCACAGUGGCACACUGUUUCACAAGCCAAGAGUGACUGACAGAGAACUCUCAAUCUGUUACUGUAUGUUUUCUACCAUUCAAAAAAUAGUUGCCAAACUUAAUCCUAUGAACAAAGGUGAUAAAAAAAAAGACAUAAUUUUAAAACUUAAAGGUUAGUGGUUUUUUUAAUUGGUUCCCUUUGUAGCCCUUUUAAUAAACAGAAAACAAGCAGAGCACUUACUUGUGCAGUACCCAGCUACAAACCCGCUUCCUCUAACACACACACAUACACUUUUGCAAAGACGGCUCUACUGUAGGUACAAUAGCACUGUACAAUUCACAAACCAGCGAUUUGUGUCCUGAAGUACUGAACUGUCAACAAAUAAUGUAAUCACUAAUAAAGAUAUAGGACAUAAAAUCAUUUGUGAUUAAAAGGUCAUGGAUAUUUUUCAAUUGGGCUUUUAUCAUAAUAUCAUAAAAAAAGUCUUAUGUUCAUGCAAGUGCUACAAUGGAAAAGUCUAAAUAUUUUUUGGCUAUUGGUAUGCGUUUGAUGUAUAGUGAUGCAUGAUAUCUCAUUAGAAUUUAAAUACAUACCUUAACUUUUAUUAAAUACAAGGUUGAAGCUUUGUAAGGUCAUAAUACACAGCACUGCAAUAACUGAUAUUAUGUGUGGGAACUCUCCCACACCAUAUCUAAUUCUCUGAUGUCUUCUGAAAAGGAUGAAAGAGGUCAAACUCUUAUUACUCAUAAUUUACAUAGGCAUUUGACUAUAACAUUGCUAAAUGUCGCAACACUUUAUAAAUCAAGUGAUUAACAAGAAAUCUUUGCAUUAUAUUUGUGUGCCAUUAUUUUUUAUUAUUAAAAGAAUGCUUAAAUGUCAA
This is a messenger RNA of Aquila chrysaetos chrysaetos, 3942 nucleotides long. RefSeq lists its product as uncharacterized. NCBI's taxonomy places the organism in Eukaryota, Metazoa, Chordata, Aves, Accipitriformes, Accipitridae. The transcript is spliced from 5 exons. The record is from RefSeq and is a predicted model, not a curated record. The coding region runs from base 49 to 387 and encodes 112 amino acids.